Coprinopsis cinerea okayama7#130 is the source of this 1851-nucleotide messenger RNA. RefSeq lists its product as hypothetical. The transcript has 4 exons. The coding region runs from base 1 to 1851 and encodes 616 amino acids. The record is from RefSeq and is a predicted model, not a curated record. NCBI's taxonomy places the organism in Eukaryota, Fungi, Basidiomycota, Agaricomycetes, Agaricales, Psathyrellaceae.
AUGCCCACAGACUCUGAAUCGAGCACCUCCGAAUUUGAAGAGCUAGAAAGGAACAUACAAACCGUUACUACCUUACUCCACAAAGGCAAAUACUGCGGUGCUGAAGUGGGCAUCCACGUAGGCAACCCGGAUAUCCCUCCAGUUCUGCGGCACCUCUCCAAUUUGUUGACAUGUGGAAGCCCGGCAGACAGGGACGCUAAGCAGGUUGUUGCGGUCACCGGCACCUUUUUGCCAGAAGACCCCCAGACUCCGAGCGCGAUCCUAGUAGCGCAGAACCCCAGGGUUAAUUCGACCGAACCGGGGUCAAGGAUCGUCGUCUCAGUGGCCAAGCCGACGGCGGCUCAGCAGGAUAACAUGGUGGACCCUUCCGAUUCCGACGACACCCCAUCCCUGCCAAGCCAGUUUCACGCCCUCUGCAACGCCUUCAAGACCAUGGGCGCUUUUGAUCAAAUCUGCCUCUUCGCCUUGCAGAGAAGCAUUUACAAAUUCUUGGAUAGGUUCCUCUAUUAUCCCAGGAUUUUCAACGGCCGUACAGGCGAAGAAUUUUGGGAACCAUUGUCAGAAUGGGAUCCACUGUCAGACGAGAUCAAAACCCCUCGCACUGUCGCCCUUACCUCUUUGACACCAGAGGACGAAUUUCUCCUCAAAGAUGUUCCUCAGAAUGAGAAGGCCUGGGAGCUCUCAUCGGCUUCGGUAAAAUCAUUCGUGCUUCUGGUCCAUGCGCAACUCUGCAAGAUCGAUCGUCAUUGCCGCGUUUUGGAAGGCAAGAUUCCAUUUGGAGCUUCGCUCCACGCAGAUGCCGCGACCUGCAUGGAUCAAAUCAACGCGUCGUGCAUCGUCCUUUUGGAACUUCAUCGACACAAACUACUCGAGACUCUCCUCGUGGGAACAUCAUUGGCUAAGCUUUUAAAUACGGAAUUUGCUGGAAGGGGAGGCGCUGUGCAGGGAGAGACGCCUGCCAUGCGGCUCUACGGCUUUAUAAAGAAGAUCCUUGCCUGGCAUUGGGCAGCUUAUGAGCUUUACUACGGCAAACACUCGGUCUUCCCUGGAUCGUACGAGACCGGCUUCGUCACUGCUUCUUACCGAAAACACGACCUACUUCCGCUUUACGACGUACAGCACAGACUCGAUGGAAACGAACUCGGGGAGCUCGAGGACGUGGUCAUGUCCGAUCCUAACUGGGAUGAGGCUGAAGUUGACCUGCAAACUUCGCAGCGGCUCGAUGCUCUGCAACAACGCGCCCGACGGGGAAAACACGAGCGGUUCAAGACACAAGCACUCGAACACCUAUACCGACAACUGGGGUCGCGCACAAGGUUUACCGGUACUCUCCACGCGGAGACAAUUCUGAUGGCAGUGGCAAAAUACCAGGCGCAAGCCCAUGGCGAACGUAUCACGUAUGGUGCGGAUAUAGACGACGCAAGCCUGGAGAACCUUUGUGCUCUUCUUCCAGGUUCCGAGGCGCCAUGCGCCAUCGGCGUGGGUAAGAAAUGCUGCUACUGUUGCUGGCAGCUGGGAGAGCGUAUUGGAGGCGUGAAACUUCCAGGGACGCAUGGGAUCCUGUUCCCCUGGACUCCACCACCCAUAGGUGUCGACAUUGCGCAGCUGCGAGACCUCGAACAGCACUUGUGGAAGAACUUGGGGGACCUAUGCACUCGCCCUCUGAGCCGUCGACCAAGAGUAGUUCGACGACAGAGCUCUGGGGAGAGUAUGGCGGACGAUACGACCCUGGCUCCUCAGGUGCAGCCUCCGCCUGCCAUUCGCUCAGAUUCUCCCGAGCAGAUGCCUCAGAUGGAGCUGCCCGAUCUGCAGCUCCGACGUCCUACCAAAGGGCGCAAACAACGUAACUAA